Molecule: messenger RNA, 573 nt
Organism: Fonsecaea erecta
Lineage: Eukaryota; Fungi; Ascomycota; Eurotiomycetes; Chaetothyriales; Herpotrichiellaceae
Exons: 4
Coding region: 1-573 (190 amino acids)
Source: RefSeq, a predicted model, not a curated record
AUGGCUACUGGAGGCGAGUACCACUGGAAAGACGCCACCGAUAUCUACGUAGGGCACUCGGCGAGGGCACUCCGGACCAGCCGUACCCUUCGGAGCCUCUAUAUCGACCCGCUCGUCGCGAUUCUCACCCACCAGAACUCCCCAACACAACUGAAGGUCGCGAAUGAGACAGUGGACAUGGUCGGAGUGUUUGACGCUGAUCCUGGUGUCUCAAUCGGGGUGGUCUCUCGGCCAGUGACAGUGGUCGUGACAGGGAAUGCCCCCUUUGACCAGGUGAUCGCCAACUCAACAUAUCGAGAUGUCUUCUAUGACGCCCCGCUGGAGGAUGUUGAGAACGACAUGUAUAGCGUGCAGAACUCUCACUACGCGAGUGUCUCCUGGCGACGCGCGAUCGGCCCUCAGAGACUGGGUGGAGGGUGGGGCACGCCUAGCUGGCCAGUGUCUCUCCGGAACGACAUCUGGAGGCAGUUGAUGGCGGAAAAGGUCGGCGUCCUCAACGUGGACGAUCUGGUCAUGGCCACGCGAUGGGACUGGAGCUGGUAUCAUAUUGCCGGGCUUUUUCUGUGCGGAUGA